AUGACCAAGGGAAGCAGAAAAGGGAACAAGCUGCUGCGGUACAUCAAGGCCCCUUAUCGGGCACUGCUACGUGCCCGGGACUUGUACGUGAAUAGCAUGGCCGGAUGCGCCGGCAGGGCCCAACGCGGGCCGACGAUCAUCGCGAUGCCGCGCGCCCAGAGCCGCAGCUUCCACCGCCCGCAAAUGAGCAGCGGCGAGGACGACAUCAACGAGCUCAUCCGCGCUGCGUCGAGGAUCAGGCAGCGGUCCGUCGAGGGAGCGGCGGUGCCGAGGAGUCACAGCGUGGCGGCGAUGACGAUUGACGAGGACAAGCCAUGCAACUUUGAGGGCCACGUCAAGGUGGCCUUGGGCCCGAGGAGCCGGAGCUGCGACGUCGUCUCCAAGAGGAGGGCGGGGUUUACAACAAGCGCCGUAAGCAGCAUCCAAAGCUUCUAA
This is a messenger RNA of Musa acuminata AAA Group (dessert banana), 435 nucleotides long. RefSeq lists its product as uncharacterized. The coding region runs from base 1 to 435 and encodes 144 amino acids. Lineage: Eukaryota; Viridiplantae; Streptophyta; Magnoliopsida; Zingiberales; Musaceae. The record is from RefSeq and is a predicted model, not a curated record. The transcript has a single exon.